Adineta ricciae is the source of this 1800-nucleotide messenger RNA. NCBI's taxonomy places the organism in Eukaryota, Metazoa, Rotifera, Eurotatoria, Adinetida, Adinetidae. The record is from the annotation of a GenBank genome assembly.
AUGUGGUUUUGGUUAAAUCUAUUAUUCGAAUUUGUCGUAUAUUUAUGUGUUGAUAAUAUCACCAAAGUUUUCAUUAUUAAUAAUGAAAAAGAAAGUCGUUUUGAUAUUUUAAUAUAUGAAUCGAUGGUUUUGGGAUUCAUAAUUGGUUUUACAUCGUUUUAUCAUCAUAUCACGUAUCUACUGCUGAUUUUGUUGUUUAUUCAUAUUAUCGGUACACUUUAUACGGAAAAACGUUUUAAUGUUAUCAAACAAGGAUUGAAAACGUUGUUCUCUGUAUGGAUUGCAAUAUGGCGAUCUAUUCUAGUUCGUCUUUACCAGUUCGUACUAAAACGAUUUAUUCAACGUUCACCGCCAAGGAUUUUCACGUCGCAAAAGGUUCCUCAACAAUAUUUAUACAGUUACCAUGUCAAACCAAUCAAUAACUUCGAACUUCAAUCGCCGUUAACACUACAGACGCUGCCGCGACCUGGAAUAUUCAAUCUCCAUGGAACAACGUCUUCAUUAAACUCUCUUUUACAAAGUUUAGCAUCGUUGAAUAGUUUCUGCACUUCAUUACCAAGGAAUGUAAAUUUAUCGAAUUCGACUUAUGAUCCGAUUGUGCCCACAUUUCUUGACUUGAUGGCACAAUUACGUAAUGAUCAUCAUGUAUCUGAUCAUCAACGUUGGAAUGCACUUGUUGAUACUUCGUCGCUCGUGUCCAAAUUAAAUGCAAAUCAUCCUGGUUUGCUAGCAAGACAUAAGACAACGGAUAUUGCUGAAUUGUUUCAAUCAUUGAUCAAUGUAUUGAACAAUCUCCUAUCAAAACAAACAUCGGUUUGUUCGACAAAUGUACUUGAACAAGUACAGAAUAAGAAAUUGACAACAUUUUCAUUGGAUUAUCUCAAUCGAAUCUUUCUUGAAACGGAAGCAGAACUUCAUAAUAAAAUCACCUUGGAUAAUCUCGAUGCGCAAGCGUCAUACAUAAUUCAAUAUGUUGAUUUGACUUGGUUGAUGCAUCAUAUUCAACUUGGUUCGAUCGUAAAACAUACAUUUUCUGGUCAACUUCUUCAUGCGCAUUGCUGCGUUGAUUGUUCGCAUAUACGAUUUCGUUCGGAACCGUUUCAAAUGUUAACAUUACCGGUGAAUAAAACCAAUAUUUCAUUGGAACGAUUGAUUUCACAAUUACCCAAAAUAGAACUUAUCGAUUCCAUCUCUUGUUCAUACUGUUCUAGUCAAAAUCCUCUUGCUUAUGAAAGAGGAACCCGGGCAGAUCUUCAGGAGACACUUUUCACUAAAAUAACAUCAACUCUUGCACCUGUUCUUACUGUACGUCCGCAAGCAUCUUCGACAUCAGCGCCUCCAACUACUAUCAUUCCAUCGACAAACACUCGUCUACAUUCGAAAAUGAAAGUUCAAACCAUGAUCGCCAAUUUGCCGGACGUACUUUGCAUUGAAUUGAAACGUUUUUCUUAUGAUCGUCUUUCAAAAAGCACUACGAAGUUAACCACACAGAUUUUCCUCGAACCCGACAAGAUACUCGAUCUGUCCAAGGUCCAUUAUACAACAUGGCUCGGAUUAACUAAUCUUUCAGGAACAAUUCCUUCGCGGUAUCGAUUAAUCGCCGUGUGUUUACAUUUAUCAAAGAAUGUUUCUUCAUCAUCGACCAAUGAACAUUAUGUUUGUCUAUAUCGUACUGAACAAUCGCGUUGGUUUCUGAGUGACGAUGAACGCAUUACGGAAGUGAAUCAAAUCGAUCACGUUUUCCAAACGCCAUAUAUUACGGAAAAUUGUUAUCUUCUAUUUUAUGAACGAUAUUUAUGA